Diaporthe citri is the source of this 1611-nucleotide messenger RNA. RefSeq lists its product as uncharacterized. Lineage: Eukaryota; Fungi; Ascomycota; Sordariomycetes; Diaporthales; Diaporthaceae. The record is from RefSeq and is a predicted model, not a curated record. The coding region runs from base 1 to 1611 and encodes 536 amino acids. The transcript has a single exon.
AUGGCUGAAUACAUACACAAAUACGACGAGGUCUGCCCUUCGGGCGUUAUAAUCAACUUUGCCGUCGAUGUGCUCGGCCAGUCGCGCGGCCCCGUCGCGUGCGUCCUGAUGAACGCGGCCGAGGUCGCCAUCUUCCACCACGAGCUGCGAAAGUCCACACAAGCCUUUCCCGCCGACAGGAUUGCGGUCCUCGCCGACAAGGUCGCCGUCCUCGCCGACCCCGCCAGCUUCUGGGCCGACCGCGAUGGCAAGCUCUGGCUCAUGACAUACCCCCAGCUCAGCGGGAUCCUGACCGCAUUCCCGGGCUGCCUCGAGGAGGACCUGGCGCUGCUCAUGCACAUGGGCUGUGGUCAGUACACAUGGGACAUUGUCAAGGCCUGCCACGACCUGUGGAAAUGCGGACAAAACAUGGAGGUCGGCUUUCGGAAGCCCGUCGUCCAAGUCUUCACCAUCGGGACCGUCCGCAACCUCGGCACGGUCCUGGUGCUCCCCGUCAGGUUGGGCUUAUGCUUUGACAGGCGCGUCUCCCAGGUGGUUUGGAGGACAAAUGUUUCCAUGUCGAAGGCGGAGGUGCGCUACGCCUCCCGGGUCGCCUGCAGCCCCAGCGGCAGCCUCGAAAGCCAUGUGGUCUCCGUCUUCACCACCGUGGCCGGUUUCAAGAAGCUCCCUCCGGCCCCGACAAACCCGCCUGCCUUCACGGGCGACUUCCCCGCCGUUCUCCUGUUCUUCUGCGAACAUUCGUACUUUGACGGCGGCGGCAAUAUCUCGCCUAUCGCUCUUCCCAAAGACGAGGAGAUGACAGACGAGUAUCUGAGGAGGCUAGAGGUCAGGGGCCUGACCGAGAGCCAGGGUGGCCCGCCCACAAACCUGGGCAGGAUCACUUCCUGGUGGCACCACGGUGGCGUGCGCAACUUCGACGUUGCGAACCUGCUGGCGAUCGCGUCCACGACCCAAGGCGCCAGAGCCAGCGCGCUUGUGCAGAUCGCCGCCGUGGUCUACCACCCUGACUCCCCGUUGGUCUCACCUAUCUUGUCCUUGAUGGACUUUCAUAUCCCAGAGGGCAGGUCGGCCGAGUUCCACAGCCUUCUCCAGACCCGGGACGAGGUGCUUGGUUUCGCCCGGGGAUACGUCGAAAGGGGCCCAAUCUGGUUCGCUGCUGCUCUGUGGGCGAGGCACAGGAAUUCACAACAACUGGAAUUGGCCAAGGACUUCAGCACGUGCAAUGGCAUGCUGCACGUCUCCCCAAAUGCGCUCAGCGUGGUUGAGAGCAACUGGGCGACCAUGAGCCAGACGUGGGCCAACGCCAUGGGUGGCGUACAGCUCGACCAGAGCCCACUCAUCAGCGAGGAAGACUUCCUGUUCCUUGAGGAGUCCAUCGUGCGCGUGUGGAUGCACAACCUGGUCAUGGUGAACACGUUAAACUCCGGGCCGGGCUGCGUGUUCGCGUCCGACCUCACGUCCGGGUGCCCGAUCGCCAGGCCUGUCAGAGACCCGGUCAACUGGGUCCGGCUCGUGUUGAACAAAAGCGACGCCGCUAACGUCCCCGGCCCAGAUUCCGGCACCCCCCCCCAUUCCGGCCACCCUUGCCACACAUACAUGCCUUCUUAUUAA